This is a messenger RNA of Stegastes partitus (bicolor damselfish), 1669 nucleotides long. RefSeq names its product mitochondrial translational initiation factor 3 (gene mtif3). The transcript has 4 exons. The record is from RefSeq and is a predicted model, not a curated record. The coding region runs from base 81 to 935 and encodes 284 amino acids. Gene Ontology annotation, cellular component: mitochondrion. Lineage: Eukaryota; Metazoa; Chordata; Actinopteri; Pomacentridae. Gene Ontology annotation, biological process: mitochondrial translational initiation; ribosome disassembly. Gene Ontology annotation, molecular function: translation initiation factor activity; ribosome binding.
UGAAGGAGUUCAUGCCGGAAGAAGAUCCACAGUCACCCUGCAGCAGACACACAGCUGACACACGACAUUGAGCCUCAGACAUGUCUGCAGGCUGUGUGAGGUUUGUGCUAAAUCAAGCAGUGAGAACUGUGUGUGGUGGCGGUCCUGUCUGCUGGACACCAGCAUCAAGAUUUACAAUAUGUUGUGAAAGAUUCAACAUCACUGCCGCCUCCUGGAGAUGGUCUCCGUUCUCCACGGAAGUACAGGAUGCAGAACAGACUCCUGAACCCAAGAAAAAGAAGGGCCCUCGAGCUCACAACUCGAUCAGCAGCGUUGGAAGAAAGAUCGCCCAUCGUCAGUUACAGGUGAUUAGCGAGGCCGGUGAGAACCUGGGCACCCUGCAUCGUGGAGAUGUGAUCAGGAUGAUGGAUGAGAAGGGUCUCAAACUGGUGCUACUCAACGAAAACAAAGACCCCCCAGUGUAUCAGCUGAUGAACGGCAAACAGAUCUACGAAGAGCAGCUGAAACGGCGGGAGAAACAGACAGCAAAAGCAGCUUCUGUGCAGGUGAAGGAGCUCGCCUUUUCACAUGGUAUUGGACCCCAGGACCUCAGCACCAAGCUGAAACAAGUAGAGAGCUGGCUGGAGAAGAAGCACCAUGUGAAGAUUACUCUGCAGGCAGCACACAAAGCACCUGCAGUCAACAUGGACACAGCUCUGGAGCAAAUGGUGGAACAAAUGGGGAUAAUGGUGGGAUUUGUCUCCCCGCCAAAAGUCAUCCGUAAUGGUAGAGCAGCCACGUGUAUCAUCCGACUGCUUUCAGCAAAGGAACUGUCACGACAAAAACAGAACAAGGCCUCAGAGUCGCCGUCUGUCAGCUCUACUUCAAAGGCCUCUCAGAGCGAAACACCCCCUGUUACCAGCACGGACACAGCAGAAGGAUCUGCACAGCAGUGAUCUGAUGGAAAUAAAACUUUUUCACAAAAACAAGUUGAAAUCUGUGCCUAAAUGUCACAGUAUGGUUCCUCCAUCACACUCUAUUUGUAGCGUGAAUGUAUUUAACGAAUAGCGUGUGUGGAUCACUGUAUGGGCCUGCAGGGGGCUGUGCUGUCUCUGGACCAGAAGUAACUCCUAACAUCUCUAUGAGGGAAGUUAAUCAAAUGACUGCAGAAUGAUGACAAGAAAAGGUACAACAACUAGACAGACACAAAACUACAAAUGUAGGCAAACUAACCACAAAAACAACAGAUGCAAGCAACUACUAAUAGAUGCAAAAGUACCUGAAAUAGACAAAAUGAUCACGUAGACAACUAUGAAAAGAUCGAAUGCCUACGAAAAGACAAAAUUACCCAAAAAAAAGACACAAAUUAACAAUACAGACAACUACUGAAAGAUAAAACCUCUACAGAUAUGCAAUACGGUCACAAAGAGACACAAUGUGAGUGUGGAUAUUUUGCUUCCAUGAUCCUGUUGGUGGAGCUGGCUGAUGGUUGUCAUCAGCUGGAUUUAAUGACAGGUCAGCAGCAGUGAGUUGGUCUCAGAAUGGAUGUUGGGUGUCCUUGUUCUACGUUUUUCAUUUUAUAUUUAUUAUAUGCAAUUAUUUCUGCCAGAAAGGUUGUGAUUUAACAUAAGCUUAGUAUCAUAAACUACUUCAUAAGGAAAAUAAAUCUACCACACAUUUUUCAUUUUUA